AUGGCCUUACAAUAUGUACGACACGACCCGCACCACCUACGGGCAAUCGUGGAUAUGGGAAGCAAUGGCAUUCGAUUCUCCGUUUCCACUCUGCAGCCACCCACGACUCGCAUUAUGCCCACACUGUACCAGCAUCGCGUCGGCAUUUCACUAUACGAUGCUCAGUAUUCCGCUUCGAAUGAACGGCAGCCAAUUGACGAUAUCACCAUCAACGCUGUCGUGACGGCUUUCAAGCAGUUCCGACGGACGUGCAGGGACUUCGCCGUGCCAAAAGAAAACAUUACUGUCCUGGCUACAGAAGCAACUCGCACGGCCAUCAACUCCGAGGACUUCAGGAAGCAGAUCAAAGAUGCUGUGGGCUGGGAGGUGAAAAUGCUGGCCAAGGAAGACGAGGGUCGCAUAGGCGCUCUGGGGAUUGCGAGUUCCCUGCCCGACGUUGCUGGACUCGUCAUGGACCUGGGGGGCGGCAGUACGCAGCUGAGUUGGCUAAUCUGCGACGGCGCGGGCGGCGGCGUACAAAUGCCCGAUUCCGGCUCCGUGAGCAUGCCAUAUGGCGCUGCUGCCAUGUCGAGACGACUGGCAGAGGCGGAGAGGGAUGGGACGACAUCUACCUUGAAGAAGGAAGUUGAAAGUGCCGUGAAGAGCGCGUACGACAGCCUCAAAAUCCCAGAGCAGCUGAAGAAGCUCGCCGCUGCUCAGGGAGGCUUCACCCUCUACCUUUCCGGAGGGGGCUUUCGCGGCUGGGGGUACCUUUUGAUGAGCCGGCAUCGAGUUCAACCAUAUCCUGUCCCCGUCAUCAACGGCUUCAUGGCAUCCCGGCAUGAGUUCAUGGGCAUAGACGAGGUCAAGGCUGCCGCGGCCGCAACGCUCGCCAACGAAGACGAUGCGAUAUUUCGAGUGUCCGACCGACGAGCAAGCCAGGUUCCGGCUGUGGCGUUUCUUGUCAAUGUGCUUGCCGAUGUUCUACCUGAAAUCAAACAAGUGCGCUUCUGCCAGGGCGGCGUCCGCGAAGGAUUCUUGUUCAGCCUGAUGGAGUCAAGCAUGCAGGCCGACCACCCGUUGACAGUAGCGACUCGACCAUUCAGUCCAGAAGCACAUCAGGCGGCGAGCGCACUCCUUGCUAACGCCUUGCCAUCUGCAUCGAACACAAGUACUCAAGACCCCUACGAACAAACCUUCACACCACCGAUUCUGGAAGCACUCGCCAACAUGAUGUACUACCACUCCAGCCACUCGAAAGACCUCCAAGGCAGUGCAGCCCUGAGGUGUACCACCUCCGGCGUGCUCGCUGGCGUACAUGGUCUCCUGCACGAACAUCGCACUCUCCUUGCUCUUCUGCUAUGCGCACGGUGGGGCGGCGAUGUGCCCCCAACAGACGAAGUGUUCAAGCGGGGUCUGGAAUUCACAAUCUCCUCUCCCUGGCAGCUGUGGUGGAUCAAUUAUCUUGGAGCCGUGGCGGCGCUGAUAGGCGCUGUCUACCCGGCGGGAGUCCCGAAUGAAGGAGGCAGACCCAGGAUGACUCUGAAAGCUCGGUGGACCGGUGCGCCAGAACACGGCACCCAGCUCUCACUGAAUGUGACUUUCACAGACGACGUCGAGCUGGACAUGUUCGCCAAAGAAGUCAAGAAUAUUGAGAAGGUCGGCAAGAAGAAGCACUGGAUCGGGGGUAAAGGUGGGAUCGGGUACAGAGUGGAAGUAGAGACGUCUAGGCCGCCUCCUUGA
This is a messenger RNA of Neohortaea acidophila, 1722 nucleotides long. Its product is annotated as Ppx/GppA phosphatase family-domain-containing protein. NCBI's taxonomy places the organism in Eukaryota, Fungi, Ascomycota, Dothideomycetes, Mycosphaerellales, Teratosphaeriaceae. Gene Ontology annotation, biological process: regulation of transcription by RNA polymerase II. The record is from RefSeq and is a predicted model, not a curated record. The transcript has a single exon. Bases 1 to 1722 code for a protein of 573 amino acids.